Molecule: messenger RNA, 915 nt
Organism: Theileria orientalis strain Shintoku
Lineage: Eukaryota; Apicomplexa; Aconoidasida; Piroplasmida; Theileriidae
Product: deaminase
Exons: 3
Coding region: 1-915 (304 amino acids)
Biological process (GO): tRNA wobble adenosine to inosine editing
Cellular component (GO): cytoplasm; nucleus
Molecular function (GO): tRNA-specific adenosine-34 deaminase activity
Source: RefSeq, a predicted model, not a curated record
AUGACCAAGAUUCGUCCAGAUUCCGAGAUAGAAGUAAAUAACAGCGAUGAAAACGAUGAUAAACAUGAAAACUACGCGAAAUAUAGCGUUGUUGAAAUCGUUUCGGACGAGUAUACGCGUGAUGUAGAACUUAUGCAGCUGGAAGCUGUAGAAAUCGAUCGCAAAAACACGAACAAGGCGCUGGAGUUGACUUCCUCACUGCGCAAAAGUUCGUUCUUCUCUAAAUCAUUAUACCUGAGGAUGUGUAAAAUAUUAGAUAAUGAUCGCAUACUAGUGAUAUACGGAGAUGAUAGGAAGGAGGCAACAAAGAUUUUAAACGAAAACGAUGUUAAAAUACACGCAUUCCACAAGGUCGAGGUGCCCAGAUACGCUCCCUAUACUCCACAACAAUUCCAUAAGUGGAAGGUACACUGGCCACUCAAGUUUGUUAAGCCUUCUUUCCAGCCAUUGCAAAUUUCACCCGAACUGAAUAAAAGCAUGCUUAAGAGGCUGUUCAGAGUACUGAGGGACGCUUGUAAUAAAUGUUUAGAAUCUAGGGAGAAUGAAGGCAAAUGUGUAUGUAUCAUAACCUUUAAAGAUAAGGUGAUAUCGAAAGCGUGCGACGAGAGAGAUGUGCAUAUACUGAGGCACGCCUCAAUUAUAGCAGUAGGAAACGUGGCAGACGGAAAGAAGAGCGGGAAAACGAAAAACAGGAAUGACUUUCCGGACUAUUUAUGCACGGGCUGCGAAGUGUAUCUGAGCCACGAGCCCUGCUGUAUGUGCGGAAUGGCACUGCUACAUUCCAGAAUCUCGAGAGUAGUAUACGGAAUUAGAAAUAGAAAUCUGGGCUGCUUCGGGUCAGUGUGGAAUCUGCACAAUAUGGUCGAGUUAAACCACAGAUUUCGAGCAUUCACAGUCACACCCGAUAUGACAUAA